Molecule: messenger RNA, 324 nt
Organism: Coniosporium apollinis CBS 100218
Lineage: Eukaryota; Fungi; Ascomycota; Dothideomycetes
Exons: 1
Coding region: 1-324 (107 amino acids)
Source: RefSeq, a predicted model, not a curated record
AUGGCGCCCUCAGCAAACCGCAAGCGCCCAAUUGAGGCCGAAACACGAGACCCAAGCGGCACCGAGGCAGAUGGCGCAUCACGACCCCCAAAAGCACCGCGCUUGUCCCAACCACAGCACCUCAACAAGCAACUCCCCAGUCCCCAGACUUCGCGUGCCCACAAUGGCGCCUCUAGCCAACGCAGCAUCGCCAUCGCCUCCGAUGAAGAUGAAGACGAGUCAGAAGGCGCAGGCCAAGCAAUCGGCCUAUCCCAGUCCUACGACGAAAGCACGCUGGCGCGAUACAUGCUCUACGGAACACUCAACACGAAGAUCGUCGGGUGA